UUAUUAGGUAUACAAUGCCGAUCGACCGAAAUUUUGGGUUCGCCUCAACCGGGGCCAGUUACAAACCCGAGCAUCGUGGAGCUCCAGAGCACCCACGAUAGUCGACCAUACCGUAGUAACGAUAUUGUUGACGAUGAGUGCAUCAUCAACCACAACAGAAACGUAACAUCCGUGAAACCGACAAAUAACCAGAUUCAUCUUAUGGACGAGUUGGAUCUGCUACGGACCGAAAACUUUCAGCUCCGGUUACGCAUCUACAACGCCGAGCAGCGGAUGGACAGGCUGUCAUCAGCCACACAUGGGGGGGAUCAAAAGAAGCGCAGUGUUGUUAUGGAUACUGACAGCGACGAUAGUGACGCUAGUAGCAGCCAUGCCGGGAGCGUUAUCAACCAGAAGGCUAAAAUGGCCAAAACAGCCGAAUCGGCCAUAAACUCCAUUCACGACUUGAUGGCGCUUAACCAGCGAUUGCUUGCAUUAAUGGCGGCUACUGUGUCGGCCACAUCGGUGUCUGUCUCUGCCGAAAACAAACGACUUUGGCAGCAACUGCGAAGUCACAUCGAAGAAUACGCCAUACACAGCCCGAAUGUAGAGAAAAAAAACCAAGACGACGAAGACGACGAAGAUGACGACGACGACGAUAAAUUUUAUGACGCAUCUGCCACGGACUUCGACUCCACCGGGAAGUUGUGCAAAGCGUGGUUAGUGACUGCAGAUCAUUCAGUGACGAUACCUCCACCGCCACAACCAUCCAGACCGCUGGAAAGCCUGGGCAUAGAUGACGAGGGUAUCGGGUCAGAGGUAACCCGUCUGCAGGGACAGUGCAGACCAAUCCGUUCAGUGCAUCAGCUGAUGAAAACGGAACUGUGGGCCAGGAACCGAAUGCUUUUUGGCAGAGUCGAGCAGCAACGGAUCAUGAAGCAGGUGUCCUACGCGGGUGUGCACAUAGACUGGAGACCGACUAAGAAGGCAACUCAACCGCAGCAACAUCAUUUGCAGCAGUUUCACACGAAAACCACUGCUCCGACUGCUUACACGGCGAAAAAAGUAAUCAUAUUGAUACGACCGGACGCGAAGGCACCCUGCACCGCAAAAGCACCGGGAGCUGCCUGCACAGAAUCACACACCGCAGCUGUGUCGACACCGUUGACGCAUCCGUUAGUGUUGCCGGACUACUCGGAUGAGGACUUUUUCAUUAGUUGUGACGAAGAAGAAGAUGACGACGACGACUAAGAAGAAGAAUUCGAGGAGACCAAUUGUACUUCGUCGUCGGACGAAGAUACCGCAGAUCGGAACGACUGUGACGAAGAGCCAGUGGUGUCAGUUUCGAUCAGCUCGCCGGUUGCGUCGUCAACGAAUACGUGGAGGCAUUGUCGAACGCAUCGGCCAAUCAAGAGCGUCAGCGAUUCUGCUGCCAUCACUAUGAAGACGUUUUCAUCGACAGUGUCUGAGGCCGCGGAAAUUGAUUCGAACGAAUUGAAGGGUGGUGGCGUAAUUACGACGGAGACGAUCGCUACAUCACCCAGCAGCACCGUAAGGGUCGCCGACGAUUUAAAUAAAUGGCGGCAGUGCAUGCUACCUCGCCGUUGUUCCAGUAGUGUGGUGGAUGCGGCCAAUCGUCCGAGGCCGUCAUCCGUGGUUGAUGUGCAAGUGCAGUGCGACGACGGAAAAGUAGUGGCCGAUCACAUAAUAUCUAGUAGUAAUCCUGGUAUCGACGGUCAACUGCAGCUGCAACAGUUGCAUCGCGACGUUGAUAACAGUCGAUUGAACGACAUGUUACUAAGAUUUCAAGAGGGAACGCGACCGAGUGACAGUGUCCCUGGAAUUCCACCGUCCUCGGUCCACGAAGAAACAGUCCUGUCAGCCGAAGACGUCGACGUUGUAGGAGGUGAUGGAGACCAUCAGCGAUGCCUGCCGGGCGGUGUGGAACAACAGCUACAACUGCAGCUCACAGGUAUCCGAAAACGCAUUUUGGGAGACGAACACCGAGUACUUGACUUCAACCUUGAAGACCGCGAGGACCCCUUUAACGACGCCGUCCGUCACAUGGAUCAUGAGGAUUUGAUAAAUGUGGCUCUUCCGCAGGUCGUAGAACGGCUUCACCGGGCGCUUAUGUUGUUACAGCAUCGGCCAGAAAAUGUUGCCGCAAAAUGAUAUUUUUAUUUAUUUUUGUUUUUUGACAUCAUUCUUUAUUAUCAUUAUGAUUUAUUGUUUAC
Messenger RNA from Myzus persicae (green peach aphid), 2213 nucleotides. RefSeq lists its product as uncharacterized. Lineage: Eukaryota; Metazoa; Arthropoda; Insecta; Hemiptera; Aphididae. The record is from RefSeq and is a predicted model, not a curated record. The annotation marks the transcript as partial. The transcript has 4 exons.